Molecule: messenger RNA, 2919 nt
Organism: Hibiscus syriacus
Lineage: Eukaryota; Viridiplantae; Streptophyta; Magnoliopsida; Malvales; Malvaceae
Product: MDIS1-interacting receptor like kinase 2-like
Exons: 2
Coding region: 1-2919 (972 amino acids)
Biological process (GO): protein phosphorylation
Molecular function (GO): protein binding; protein kinase activity; ATP binding
Source: RefSeq, a predicted model, not a curated record
AUGUCUUCUUCCUUGUUCAAACUCAUCUUCUUCACCUCCGUUUUUCUUCUUCCUUGCCCCGUAACCUCCAUGGAAGCCGAUGCCCUUCUAAAAUGGAAACUUAGCCUCGAUAACGACACCCAAACUUUGCUCUCUCGUCUGUGGCCGCCGGUCAAAAGCAACCACUGCAGCUGGGCCGGGGUCACCUGCGACAACACCACCGGGAGCGUCACCGGCAUAGCCCUGAAUGACUACAGCUUUAGACUGAGAGGUACACUCGACGAUCUCGACUUCCUUGCCUUCCCUAACUUGAUUUCGCUUCAGCUUCGAAACAACUCACUGUACGGCCGCAUUCCUUCCGGUGUUGGAAGCCUCUCCAAACUCGUCUUCCUCGACCUGUCGGACAAUAACUUCCAUGGCUCCAUGCCUGAAGAACUUGGGACGUUGAGCUCACUUCAGUACUUGAAUUUCUCUUGGAACAGCCUAACAGGCCGCGUCCCAUCAUCUAUAGGAAACUUAAGUAACUUGGAGUCUCUCUACAUUUACAUUAAUCACAUCUCUGGUUCGAUCCCCAUUGAAAUAGGGUUGCUCAGAUCACUUUCCACGUUGAAGCUAUCUGGGAAUAAUCUCACCGGUGUCAUCCCUGUUUCCAUAGGGAACUUGACCUACUUAUCUACACUGAAGCUUCACAACAAUGGGAUUUCUGGGUCAAUCCCAAGAGAGAUAACGAUGCUUAAAUCGCUCAACACAUUGACUUUAACUAAUAACUCAAUCUCCGGUCCGAUUCCUGCUUCCCUGGGGAACAUGACCAGCUUGUCUAUACUUGUUCUUAGUGAAAAUAGUUUGACUGGUCUCAUCCCUCCCGGUCCAGUAUACGGUAAUCUUACUAAUUUGCAGUUAUCAAACAACCAUCUCACCGGUCCAUUACCGGAGAAUCUAUGCCUCGGUGGAGUACUCACUCGUUUCGGGGCGGGGAACAACGACUUGACGGGUUCGAUCCCGUCGAGUUUGAGAGAUUGCAGAAGCUUAUAUAGAGUAAGGCUUGAAGGAAACCACUUCACCUGUAACAUAUCGGAUGCUUUUGGUGUGUAUCCGAAUUUGGAUUAUAUUGCAUUAAGUGACAAUGAGUUUUUUGGUGAGCUUUCUCCAAAAUGGGGGCAGUGUCCUAAUCUAACCAGCUUGAGAGUCUCCAAAAACAACAUUUCUGGGAGAAUACCUGUUGAAUUAGGACGUGCAGCACGGUUAGGGGAACUUGAUCUCUCUUUGAAUCAUCUCGUCGGUGAGAUUCCGAAAGAACUAGGAGGAUUGGCAAUGAUGUCCCGUCUUUCGUUAAGAGGUAACCGGUUUUCUGGGAAGAUUCCACCGGAGAUCGGACUUCUUUCGAAUCUAGAACAACUUAACUUGGCAUCAAACAACCUGUGUGGACCUAUUCCUGAUAAUCUUGGCAACUGCUCCAAGUUGUUCAGCUUGAAUUUGAGCAAGAACAGUCUUGGUUGGGCCAUUCCAUCUUCAAUAAGCCACAUGAAUGCUCUUCAAAACCUGGAUUUGAGUCAUAAUUCUCUCGUUGGAGGUAUCCCACAACAGUUUGGAAGCUUGCAUUCCUUGGAGAUACUGAACCUUUCACACAACAUGCUCAAUGGUUCCAUCCCAAAAGCUUUCAAUGAUCUGCAUGGUUUGAGAUUUGUGAACAUAUCUUUCAAUCGAUUGGAAGGUCCAAUACCAGACCUUAGGGCAUUUCAUGAGGCUUCUUUUAAUGCCUUAAGGAACAAUAAAGGCCUAUGUGGUAAUGCCACUAGACUAAUGCCUUGUGCCCUUCCUUCUCGAGCCAGCCAUGGUCAUGAAAGAAGGAUCAAACUCACCAUUCUGGUUGCGGUUCCACUCUUUGCUGUUCUACUCUUACUGUCCCUUUCCCUUACUUUCUGCAAAAAGACUCAAACCCGAGAAUCCGACCCCUCCUACCCCGAGUCGAACGAGGACCAAAUCGGAGACUUUUUCACCGUAUUAGGAUUCAACGGAAGGCAGCUCCAUGACAGCAUCAUCGAAGCCACCGAAGAUUUCAGCUCCGACUAUCGCAUCGGUUCGGGAGGAUACGGGACUGUUUAUAAAGCCGUAUUACCAACAGGCCAAGUUGCAGCGGUGAAGAAGCUUCACCGAUCCGAAGACACCAUGGCUAUCAACAACUCGAAAGCUUUCGAAAGCGAGAUCGCUGCUUUGUUGGAGAUAAGGCACCGUAACAUUGUGCAGAUGUACGGGUUUUGUUCACAUCGAAAGCACUCGUUUCUGGUCUAUGAAUUCGUGGAGAGGGGGAGCUUGAAGAUGGUGUUGAGCAACGAUGAACACGCAAAGGAGUUGGAUUGGGAGAAGAGGAUAAACGUUGUUAAAGGAUUGGCUAGUGCCGUGUGUUACAUGCAUCACGACCAUUCGCAACCUGUAGUUCAUAGAGACAUUUCAAGCAACAAUGUUCUGUUGGAUUUUUACUAUGAAGCUCGUGUCUCUGAUUUCGGAACCGCUAGGAUUUUAAGGCCAGACUGCACCAAUUGGACAUCACUCGUGGGCACAUACGGGUACAUUGCUCCAGAGUUGGCUUAUUCGAUGAGGGUGGAUGAGAAAUGUGAUGUGUACAGCUUUGGGGUGCUAACGAUUGAAGUUUUAAUGGGGAGGCAUCCCGGCAAUCUUCUUUCAUGUUUGACGUCUUCGUCGUCAAAAGACCACCGGAGUUUACUUAAAGAUGUGAUAGACCAACGUCUUUCACCGCCGGUAACCAAAACCGCAGAGGACAUAUUCUCUACCCUAAAGAUAGCAUUUGCAUGCUUGAAUAGCGAUCCCCAACUUCGGCCGACCAUGCGCCAAGUUACUCAUGCCCUUACUCGUCAAUCUCUUCCAUCGCCAGCCCCCUUCUCCACCAUAAAGUUGGCAGAAUUGUUGGGUCAUGUUAUGUAG